Salvia hispanica is the source of this 1996-nucleotide messenger RNA. Its product is annotated as VAN3-binding protein-like. The record is from RefSeq and is a predicted model, not a curated record. NCBI's taxonomy places the organism in Eukaryota, Viridiplantae, Streptophyta, Magnoliopsida, Lamiales, Lamiaceae. Gene Ontology annotation, biological process: auxin-activated signaling pathway; leaf vascular tissue pattern formation; phloem or xylem histogenesis.
GGAGAGAGAGAUUGACACAUACCGAUUAACUGUUCCUUUCUCUCUCCGACAUGUCUAUAAAGAAUUGAGAGUGACCUCCUCAUCUAUCCACAUCCCAUGAUCCCAUUUAACAACAACAACAAGCCCCCUCCAUAUUUUUCAACUCAAAACCAUGGACAGCAGCAUGUUUAAACCUUCUGAAACUCCAACAGACCCCAUGGAAUUCCUCUCCCGCUCCUGGACCUCCUCCCCCCUUCAAAUCUCCAACGCCCCACCUCCACCUUCACCUCCGCCGCUCCAAGAUAUCUCCAACCCUUUCUCCUUUUCUUUUUCUGAGACCUCCCAGCUUCUCAUGGAGCGUAUCAUGUCACAGCCUCAGGAUGUAUCACCUCGUACUUCAGGAAGGCUAUCUCACAGUGGGCCUCUCAUUGGAAGUUCCAUCUCUGAUAGCCCACCACUCUCCCCUUCUGAAAUGGAUGAUCUCAAGUUGAUCAGUGAUCAUGCUAGCUGUAACAACCAGAUCAAGAGCAGCUUCGUCGCAGGAACUUCUGCAGGCGGAAGGAAGACGGUUGGAAGGUGGUUGAAGGACAGGAAAGAGAAGAAGAAGGAGGAGGUGAGAGCACAGAAUGCACAGCUUCAUGCUGCCAUCUCUGUUGCUGGUGUAGCAGCAGCCAUUGCUGCCAUAGCGGCCGCCACAGCCGCGUCGUCUGGAGCUAGAAAGGACGAGCAGAUGGGCAAGACCGACAUGGCUGUGGCUUCAGCUGCAACACUGGUGGCUGCACAGUGUGUUGAGGCAGCUGAGGCGAUGGGGGCCGAGCGCGAGCACUUGGCCUCUGUGGUCAGCUCCGCUGUCAACGUGCAGUCGCCUGGCGACAUAAUGACCUUGACAGCUGCUGCAGCUACUGCUCUGCGUGGUGCUGCCACAUUGAAGGCGAGGGCGUUGAAGGAAGUGUGGAGCAUUGCGUCUGUUAUACCCGUGGACAGGGUGAUGGGAGUGCCUAAUGGUGGCAGCAGUGGAAGAAAUGGGAGUUUGAAUGGAAGCCAUAGUGGUGAGCUUCCAGCUGAAGAGAAUUUUCUUGGCAUUUGCAGUAAGGAGUUGCUUGCUAGAGGCGGUGAGCUCUUGAAACGAACGCGAAAGGGUGAUCUUCACUGGAAGAUUGUGUCUGUGUACAUCAACAGAAUGGGUCAGGUGAUACUGAAAAUGAAGAGUAGACAUGUUGCUGGGACAGUCACAAAAAAGAAAAAGAAUGUUGUGCUGGAAGUGAUGAAGGACAUCCCGGCAUGGCCGGGGCGCCACCUCCUAGAGGGCGGUGAGGACCGGAGAUACUUCUCCUUGAAGACGGUGGCACGUGGGGUCGUUGAGUUUGAGUGCCGGAACCAAAGAGAGCAUGAUAUAUGGACUCAAGGUGUUACAAGGUUGCUUACAAUUACUUCAGAUCAGAGCAGACAGAGGAUCUAACGGUUUUGCAAUCCAGUGAUUGUGGCCUAAAAGGCUAAAAUCUUGAAGUUUGGUUUGGAAAUUGUUCUUUUUUUUAAUAAAAAUAUCUGAAGCUUCUGCCCAAUGUGAAAAAUGAAGCUAAAGUUGGUUAGUAAUGGUAAGAAGUAAAGUGGAAUUAAAGAAAGCUAGAAAACUAUGUGAUCUUGUGGAAAAGGGGUAUCUUGGAAUAGGUUUUGGUCAAAAAAAAUGCGAGACUCCCAUUUUUCCUAAAUUUUAUAUUAUUGCAUUGCAUAUAAUGUUAUUUCCCUUUAAUUAGUGUUGGGAACAUAGAUUAAGGUUUGUGAUUAGGCAACUUGGUUUGUAAUCAUUGCAUUGCAUUUGGCUUCUUGUCUUUUCUUGUAAUAGAUUAAGGUUGGUGAUUAGACAACUUGGUUUGUAAUCAUUUAUCAUUGUAUUGCAUUGGUUUGCUUCUUGUCUUAUCCUGUAAUAGAGUGGUUAGGCUUGCUCUGUUUGUAAUCAUUGUAUUACAUUUCUCUGUAAAUGAAUCCAAUAAUGCCUAACAUGGUACUUUUUUUUGUA